Molecule: messenger RNA, 1431 nt
Organism: Anarrhichthys ocellatus (wolf-eel)
Lineage: Eukaryota; Metazoa; Chordata; Actinopteri; Perciformes; Anarhichadidae
Gene: tsr3
Product: TSR3 ribosome maturation factor
Exons: 6
Coding region: 325-1236 (303 amino acids)
Biological process (GO): maturation of SSU-rRNA
Molecular function (GO): rRNA small subunit aminocarboxypropyltransferase activity
Source: RefSeq, a predicted model, not a curated record
GAAAAUAAGAUCUGAGCAUGCGCCGUUUACGUCUCGGACAACGACGUGCUUUCCACGAGCCAUAGCCGAUUAAACUAGUUUAAAUAGUGUAACAAAGAAGUGCGUGAUACAUGCAGACUAAAGGCAGUUGUAUUGUGACAAUAUAUUUGAACGUUUGAAUGGUGUACCCGGAGAUAAAAUACGAGACGUGUACUUUUGGCGAGCUACAUUAGACAAACUGUUGUGUGUUUGUUUGUGUGGUUUCGCUAGCUAGCUAGCAGCUAACGUCAGAGGAAAGCAGGUGAACAUGCUGGUUAGUUUUAACGAACAACUUUAACUUGCAGCAUGGGGAGAAAGAAGCAGGGCACGUUUGUGCGCCCAGGCAACAAGGGCAAAGAAAAAAGGCAUAAAAUGAAGGGGAAAACCUUAGAGGCCUUUACAGAAGAAAUGCACACUGCUUUUGAAGCAAGUCUUCACCUAGAGGAGGGAGCAGAGGCCCCUCAGGUGAAGAUGCCUUGUCCACUUGCCAUGUGGGAGUUGGGUCACUGUGAUCCCAAACGGUGUACUGGAAGAAAGUUGGCACGCAAGGGCUUUGUACACAACCUGCGCCUCAAUCAGAGAUUUAAUGGACUCAUACUGAGUCCGAUGGGCACAAAGUAUGUGACCCCAGCAGACAGAGAGAUUGUGGCUAAGAAUGGUAUAGCAGUGAUCGAUUGUUCCUGGGCUAAACUGGAGGAGACUCCCUUCAAUAAGAUGGUGGGAACUCAUCCCAGGUUACUGCCAUUCCUUGUAGCUGCAAACCCGGUCAACUACGGCAAGCCUUGCAAGUUGUCCUGUGUUGAGGCUUUUGCUGCCACGUUCUGCAUUGUCGGUUUCAAAGAACUAGCAAUGCUCUUGUUGAAUAAAUUCAAGUGGGGGACAGUGUUCCUGGAUCUCAAUAAAGUUCUGCUGGACCGAUAUGCUGCAUGUCAGUCAGAGGAAGAGCUGCUCGCUGUAGAAAAGGAAUAUCUCACGUCUGAACCAGUGGAGGAGGAGUUCGAUCCAUUUGAUGUUAACUCUGGAGUAAAAUGUGGGAAUCUCAACAGACGUCUGUGUGCACCUGAAGAUGAGGAUUCUAGUGGGGAUACGGACACCUCGGAGGAUAACGAAGAUGAUGAAGAAGAAGAUGAAAAAACAGAGAGCAACAUUGAGUCAAUACCAGUAGGCCUAUCACAUCAUCACGAAGAGGAAGAGACUGGAUCAAAGUUGUCACAAUAAAGCCUAUUUCAACUAUGGAUUUUUACUACAAAGACUGGCAACACUUUUUCAACACUCAUGGCUCAUACAUGACCUGGAGGCUAAUUGUGGCUAUGCAGUUUUGUACAAGUAUCCAAAAAAAAAGAUAAUUUAUACAAUAAAUUGUAUGUUUGUCUUCAUGUAAACGCAGAUUAAAUAAACAAAUCCUUGCAAGCA